UGAGAGUGGGCAUGAGUCUCUGUGGUUAUAAAGUUGUGGGCAGAGCGGCUUAGAGUGGAUGGGAAAUGAUGGCUGAUGAAGAGGAAGAAGUCAAGCCGAUCUUGCAGAAAUUGCAGGAACUGGUGGAUCAGCUCUAUUCAUUUCGAGACUGCUAUUUUGAGACUCACAGUGUUGAGGAUGCUGGGAGGAAGCAACAGGAUGUGCGGGAGGAGAUGGAGAAGACCCUGCAACAGAUGGAGGAAGUAGUGGGUUCUGUCCAGGGAAAAGCGCAGGUUCUAAUGCUAACUGGGAAGGCACUGAAUGUGACUCCUGACUAUAGCCCUAAGGCUGAGGAGCUUCUGUCAAAGGCUGUGAAGCUGGAGCCUGAGCUGGUGGAAGCCUGGAACCAGCUGGGUGAGGUGUACUGGAAGAAAGGAGAUGUUGCAGCUGCCCACACCUGCUUCUCAGGAGCCCUCACACAUUGCAAGAACAAAGUCUCCUUGCAAAACCUGUCAAUGGUGCUUCGCCAGCUGCGGACUGACGCUGGAGAUGAACAUUCUCGUCAUGUCAUGGACAGUGUCCGACAGGCUAAGCUGGCUGUGCAGAUGGAUGUCCAUGAUGGCCGCUCCUGGUAUAUUCUGGGGAAUGCAUACCUUUCUCUUUACUUCAAUACUGGCCAGAACCCUAAGAUCUCCCAGCAAGCCCUCAGUGCCUAUGCCCAAGCAGAGAAGGUUGACAGGAAAGCUUCCAGUAAUCCUGACCUUCAUUUGAACAGGGCGACGUUACAUAAAUAUGAAGAGAAUUAUGGGGAGGCCCUGGAGGGCUUCUCUCAGGCUGCAGCCCUGGACCCUGCCUGGCCAGAGCCCCGGCAACGAGAGCAACAACUCCUGGAAUUCUUGGAUAGACUAACCAGUCUCCUUGAGAGCAAGGGAAAGAUGAAGACCAAAAAGCUGCAGAGCAUGUUGGGAAACUUGCGCCCAGCCCAUCUAGGCCCUUGUGGUGACGGGCGCUAUCAGUCAGCCUCUGGGCAAAAGGUGACGCUGGAACUCAAGCCACUGAAUUUGCUGCAGCCUGGUGUGAACAGUGGUGCUGUGGUCCUGGGAAAGGUGGUGUUUAGCCUUACCAUGGAGGAGAAAGUCCCCUUUACAUUUGGCCUGGUAGAUUCAGAUGGACCUUGCUAUGCCGUGAUGGUGUAUAAUAUGGUGCAGAGCUGGGGAGUGCUUAUUGGGGACUCUGUAGCCAUUCCUGAGCCCAACCUCCGGCUUCACCAAAUUCAGCACAAGGGAAAGGACUACUCCUUUUCCAGUGUUCGUGUGGAGACGCCCCUCCUGCUGGUGGUGAAUGGGAAGCCUCAGGGCUCCAGCAGCCAGGCUGCUGCCACUGUGGCAUCGUGGCCACAGUGUGAAUGACCUUCCCUGACUUGCUCGCUAACGGGGGAAUGGAGCAGAGGAGAUAAGCUCAAGGCACUCUGCAGCUGGACCAGACACAUCGAGUGACUCCACUGGGAUGGGGGGAUGUUUAAAAUGAAGGCUUUACUUUCCUCUGUUCUGUAAGAUACUGUGUCUCUUCUGUCUCCCCUAUUACCCUGUUGCAGUUCUCUCCAGGGCCACAUGCUCCCCUGGUAUAUUUCUCCUGCCUUGUUUACUGCUCUCUGUUUUAAGCUAAGAGCAUGAAAUUGGUAGAAGUGUUGGGAUCUUGCCAUGGGACAGAGUCCCCGAGGUUCCUGUUCUUGCCUCCUUCCUGAGCCUUGUGUAUAUAUCAUUUCAAUAUUUAUUGCUGAGGGAGGGGGCUUAAUUUUCUAAUGGCCUUGUUUUUGAGCAAUUUUUAUUUUUAAAAUUUAGGUCCUUCCCCAUCUUUGGGGCUGGAACGGAAUUAAAUUUGUUUGGAAAAAAAAA
This is a messenger RNA of Propithecus coquereli (Coquerel's sifaka), 1874 nucleotides long. RefSeq names its product tetratricopeptide repeat domain 5 (gene TTC5). Gene Ontology annotation, molecular function: protein binding. The transcript has 10 exons. Bases 66 to 1388 code for a protein of 440 amino acids. Lineage: Eukaryota; Metazoa; Chordata; Mammalia; Primates; Indriidae. The record is from RefSeq and is a predicted model, not a curated record.